AUGCCCCCCGUGGUUCUGCUAGGAGUCGUGGCUGCUAUCGUGGCUAAUGCCUUACAGGCAUUAGGACUCGUUUUCCAACGGAAAGCUGAAUGUAUUGAAAUGUUCCACUACAAUAAUUCGGAACUUCUUUCCCUUCAUUCUGAACUGAAGGUACCACCUAGAUCAAUCGUUUAUAGGAAUAAGAGAUGGCAAUUGGGGUUUUCGCUUUUCCUUUUGGCUAAUUUAUUCGGUUGUGUCAUUCAAAUAGCUACUUUGCCCUUGAUCGUAUUGGCUCCCUUACAGGCAUCUGGCCUGGUUUUCAACUCUUUAUUUUCCCAUAUGCUUCUACGAGAACCGUUCCCCCUGAUUCCCACUGGUUUUGUUUGUGCUGGUGGUACCAUCAUGGCUUCAAUGUCAUGUAUGUUCAUAAACACUCCUUUGACGCAUACGUUUGAAGAGUUGUGCGAAUUGGCUCAAAGUGAAAAAUUUAUUCGUUAUUUUGUCGGUACCAACGCUUUAGCUAUCAUGUCUAUUGUGGUGGGUGUUUUCGGUGUCGGGAAACGUGUCAAAGGGUUUUCGCUUGUAUUUGCUAGUGGUAUAUGGUCAGCUCAUGCUUUACUCAUUGCCAAAUGCGUGUCGAACGUUAUCGUUACUGAAUGGUCCAUCUCUUUACAUAUGGUCUUGCUCGUUUUGGUAUUGGUAACUUUCUCGUUGACUCAGUUGUAUUUGUUGAACGCAGGGCUUUCUCAUCUUUCUACAUCGAUCCUUUAUCCGUUUGUGUUCUCCAUCUAUAAUUUGACUACAAUCUUGAACAGUACAAUGUUCUAUCACGAUUCAUUGGUACCGCAUACAGCCGAGAUUUUAUACACAGGGCUUGUGUUCGGUUUCAUAGUGCUAACCAUCGGAGUGGUACGCAUUUCUGCAUCCAUCUACUACUUUGAAGAAUCUUUGGUUCACGAUUCGAAGUUUCUCUCUGAAUUGGAUGGCUCUCAUUCACCAUCAUCGUCUACUUCCUCUGCGGCCGUGCUAUCGUAUGGCUCGCUCAAUAAUGGAAGACCUUUGUCGCAAGAAUUCGUACAAGAAUCUAAUACUUAUACAUCGUUGACGGUGUAA
This is a messenger RNA of Kluyveromyces lactis, 1092 nucleotides long. RefSeq lists its product as uncharacterized. Gene Ontology annotation, biological process: magnesium ion transport. The transcript has a single exon. Gene Ontology annotation, cellular component: membrane. The record is from RefSeq and is a predicted model, not a curated record. Gene Ontology annotation, molecular function: magnesium ion transmembrane transporter activity. Lineage: Eukaryota; Fungi; Ascomycota; Saccharomycetes; Saccharomycetales; Saccharomycetaceae. Bases 1 to 1092 code for a protein of 363 amino acids.